AUGGAGCAGGUCCCAGAACGUGGUGUUGGCGCGUUAGUUAAAGAAAAUGUUCAACUAAAAGUCACAAAGAACACAGCCAUUAAGUGCUUAAAAUGUGACAAAGUGUUUAUAUUUCCUGGUGACAAAGACGAGUGCUUGGCACACCUAUACCUCGAACAUCGUUUGGUUAUAGCAGAUGUGGAGGACAUAGCGCUCCUAGAGGAGUAUCUUCAAUACUGGCAGAAGGAGUUCCAAACACACGAGUUCGAACAGUACUGCACGACAAUGUUUUUGGAUCAGCUGCCAGAUGGGCGCUACUCCAAGAACGAGAAAUAUUAUCUGCUCUGUGACAUCCUGCCGCAGGACUUUGAGUUGCGCAAGCGCUUACAGGACCAGCGCCUAACUGCUGCACUAGAACAACAUCAGUUUGAGCUAACGGAUCGUAGCUUUAGCAAGGAGUGCCUUUUCUGUCGUACUAUCAUCAAAGGACUGCGCGCUGACUACUUGGAACAUUUGUUCACCAAGCACUUUCUGCUUGUCGGCAAGCCAGAGAACUUGGUGUAUGUGGACGAGUUGCUCGACCAGCUGGAGGAAAACCUAAACAAACUGUUGUGUCUGUACUGCGAAAAGAUAUUCAAGGAUAGGCCCACUCUGAAGGAGCAUAUGCGAAAGAAGGGUCAUAAGCGUAUAAACCCCAAUCGGCGUGAAUACGACAAAUUCUUUCUGAUAAACUACAAUCGCUCGAUUUUAAGGCCUGUGCCGCGCAAGCAGCCGCGAGAAGAGCGUAAGUCCGGCGCAUCUGAAGAGAAUGCCAGCGUGGACUUUGACAAGCACUUUGCCCGCCCGAACUCUGAUGCAGACUGCGACUCAGAUUGGUCCGACUGGGCAACUGAUGGCGAGCCUCAUGUCAUCAAGUGUCUCUACUGUGCCCACCAGGAAAGUCAGUUUGGUGUCCUGAAUCAGCACAUGAUCGAUGCACACCACCUGGACUUUGAGGCCGUCACCAGCUCUUUAAACUUCUAUCAGAAAAUCAAAGUUGUAAAUUAUUUGCGGCGUCAGCUCUGCUUGUUGCGUUGUGUUUGUUGUGAUUUGCAAUUUGAUGAGUUUGAGCUCUUGGCUGAGCACAUGGCUAACGAGUCGCAUUGUGGCAUUGGCGAUCGCUCGAAAUGGGACAAGCCGGAAUUCUUUUUUCCCUACAUUGAUAAUGACGGACUCUUGUGUGUGUUAGACGACAGCCCGCAAGACGACUUGGAUGCAGAUGUGGUUCGUAUCAUUUCUGAAGAUAGCGUAGUGCAGAUAAAUAAGGAUGCGGAGCGUUUAUCGCUAGAGAAUUUUAAAAUAUGAAUCCUA
Molecule: messenger RNA, 1329 nt
Organism: Drosophila navojoa
Lineage: Eukaryota; Metazoa; Arthropoda; Insecta; Diptera; Drosophilidae
Product: zinc finger protein 277
Source: RefSeq, a predicted model, not a curated record